Messenger RNA from Candidozyma auris, 2424 nucleotides. It is a transcript of the gene PSY2, whose product is annotated as Psy2p. Lineage: Eukaryota; Fungi; Ascomycota; Pichiomycetes; Serinales; Metschnikowiaceae. Gene Ontology annotation, molecular function: protein phosphatase activator activity. The transcript has a single exon. The coding region runs from base 1 to 2424 and encodes 807 amino acids. Gene Ontology annotation, cellular component: nucleoplasm; protein phosphatase 4 complex. The record is from RefSeq and is a predicted model, not a curated record. Gene Ontology annotation, biological process: protein dephosphorylation; DNA damage response.
AUGACUCCUCGACGCGUGAAAGUGUACUUACUUCGCGGAGAGGACUGGCUUGAUAAUGGCACUGGUUACUGCAAGGGAGAAAUUGACCCAACCACGAAGAAACCCUACUUCAUUGUGCGCAAUGAGCUAGAUUCUCUGGAUGUCAUCUUGAAGCUGUACUUGGAGGGGUCGAUUCAAUAUCAACGACAGCAGGAAACACUAAUUGUGUGGACCGACCUAACCAGAAAGGACCUAGCUCUUUCUUUCCAGGAAAAUGACGGGUGUGCUGAAUUGUGUGAAUUUGUGAUUCGGGUCCAGCAGGAAGGGCUCAGUCCGAUGAUAUCGCUAUACUAUGUGCUUCCGACGCUAUACGACUCGCUGGGAGACGCCCCUCGUGAGAUAACCGAACUAAUUACUGGCCCUAUCUCGUACCCUCCGGAAAUUCCAACACUAGACUCGUUGGAAGAAAUCAUGGAUUUGGUGAACCAAGGAGCCAAUUCUCAGUACACGCGGGCGUGUAUUCUGGAGUUCAUCCUAGCAACAGGCUACAUACACAAGCUAUACCUUCUACAAGACGAGGCCGAAAAAGCCAAGGAUAUUUUCAGUCUUCACCUUUUGAGUGACAUUGUCAAGUGCAUCCUACUAUACAACAACCACUCUUUAAUGGAAGAGCUUCUAUCGUCCGAGGCAGCUAUUUUGGAUAUGGUGAGCCUCCUCGAAUACGAUAGAGGUCUACCCAAUUUCAAAGCAUGUCAUCGCCAGUACCUACUUGAUGAGUCGAAAUUUAGGUCCGUCAUCGAAGUGUCUACCCCUUCAGAUCUGACUGGUUCAGAUAUGAGCAUCUUCAGGAAAGAUUUCAUCUUGUCUUACUUGAAAAACGUUGUCUUUGCUCGCUGGAUGGACGAAUCGACAUUAAACACACUAUCAACACUGAUAUACAGCAAUCAGAUGGAAAUUAUCAGCUACCUUUCCAAGCCUGACGAGAAUGACAACUUCUUGGGCCGCUUACUACUGCUUUACGAGACAGAUAUCACCCAGCCAGAAAAUUAUAAGAAAUGUUGUGACGCCGUCAAAAUGCUUCACCAAUACGUGUCCGUUACGAAGGGACAGCCGUCAACGCAGAAGUCUGAAUUUUUCACAGCGCUCAUCAAAGCGGGCCUCAUAAAAAUGAUAAAAUUUGCAUUAGAAAGUGUGGAUAAAUCUAUUCGCAGCAUUGGAACGGAGAUGCUCGUUGCUGUCAUCGAGCAAGAUGUAUCUCUAGUUCAUUGCACGCACUAUGACGAUAAUAGUCAGGUUGAUGAACUUGAUCCUCCUGUCAGCCCGGCCUCCACUCAUCCUGAGAUUUGUGAGGGUGAGGAUUUCUUACAGCAGCCUCAUAUCAAGCUAAAGUUGUACAACGACACAUCUUUCACUCUAGUUUUGUGCAACCUACUUUUGACCGAAAAAAGUCCAGGACUCAAAAUGCAAGCCUAUGAGGCGCUCAAGACACUUCUCACUUGUACAGCUACGAACGACAAUUACCAUGACGACGCUUUUCAUGACACGGGAGAUUCUAACAAGUCUGAUGUGGAUAUUGCAGACAUUAACCACAAAUUUUUCCAGACAUUCUACAGACGUGUUGCUAGCGUACUAUUCCAAGACUUUUUGUACAUUGGCAGGGCUACGACAGACCCCAAAAAGAUCGAGUCAGCAAAAAGUAAAAUUGUACAGGAGCCAAUGCUUUAUCAACAUCUUUGUGACUUGAUAGCGUUCUGUUUUCAAGAGCAUGAUAUCAAUCUAUGCAGAAAUUUCUUCAUCCAGAACGAUAUACUCCUUGGGGUGUCUAAGUUGUUGACCUUAAAAAUCAAAGUUACUCUCAAAUUGGCGGCUUUGAGGUGUUUAAAGACACUCAUUCAUCUUAAUGAUAAUCAACUUAUGCGUUAUAUUAUGGAGAAUGAUUUAUUGACGCCCUUUGUGGAAUUUUUCGAAACUGUCUCGGACGAAAAUAAUCUUGCGAACUCACUGUGCCUUGAUCUUCUCGAGAUUGUAUUAAAAAGAGGUCACGAGAUGAACUUCAAAGCUUUGGCAAUUCACUUGUACAACAAUCAUAGAGCCUUCAUCGAAAGAAUCGACUACGUUUCCACCGGCAAUGAGUUAGUUCAACUAGUGGAGAAUGCGCUCAAUCUGAAUGCUGAUCCCACGGCUACAAGCAUUGACGACAACGACAAUCAACGCCAUGAGACGGUACUGUCGCCAAUACAAGGAGAAGACAAAGAGGAGAAUGCUUCUCUGGAGGAGCAGUUAUCACCGUUGAACCCUGUCAAAUAUUCCCCACACAAGCGAGGCUUCCCAGCCGAGGAUGAAGGUGGAAAUAAAAAUAUAGGCUGCAACGGCAACGGGACAACAAAGAAACAAAAGACUGAUUACCUCAGCGGAUUUAAGAAGGAUGGGGAUCUCAAGACAUAG